GCUUGCGCGCGUCGUGGUGGUUGGUCGGCCGCCGGAGCCGCAGGGCCUGUGCCCUAACCACACGCACCAGACCCUCGCGCUGACAGGGUACGUAAUCCUGGUCACGGGGAUACGUAGUUCUCAGUCCGCCAGUGCGCCCGGCUCAGCUGUGGGCGUGUCACAGUUCGCGGGCUCCUUGACUUUACUCAACACCAUCCCCAUCGCCCACUCCACAACCAUGGCCGACCCCGCCGAAUCAGAGCCCUUGCUGAACGAAGCCGAGACCGCUGCGCCUGCUGAGGCUGUUCCUGCCGUCGACGAAGAGCGCGAGCGCGCGCUGGAGGACUUUAAGCAGAAGCUUCUCGAACACAGAAACUGGGACGCGAAGCUCAAGGACCUGCGACUAAAUAUCCGGGGACUGCAGAAGGAUUUCGAAAAGACCGAGGAUGAUAUCAAAGCAUUGCAGAGCGUGGGACAGAUCAUCGGCGAGGUACUCAAGCAGCUCGACGACGAGCGAUUCAUCGUCAAAGCCUCGUCCGGCCCGCGAUACGUCGUCGGCUGCCGCAGCAAAGUCGACAAAGACAAGCUUAAGCAGGGCGUGCGUGUGGCGCUCGACAUGACUACACUGACAAUCAUGCGCAUGCUCCCGCGCGAGGUCGAUCCGUUGGUAUACAACAUGACUACUUAUAAGCCUGGCGAUCUGUCGUUUGCCGGAAUCGGUGGUCUCAAUGAGCAGAUCAGAGAGUUGCGUGAGGUCAUCGAACUACCCCUCAAAAACCCAGAACUGUUUCUGCGCGUUGGAAUCAAGCCUCCAAAGGGUGUUCUUCUCUACGGUCCCCCCGGUACAGGCAAGACCCUACUAGCACGCGCCGUCGCCGCCACGCUCGGCGCAAAUUUCAUCUUCUCGCCCGCAUCGGCGAUCGUCGACAAAUACAUUGGCGAGUCCGCGCGACUGAUUCGCGAGAUGUUUGGCUACGCAAAGGAGCACGAGCCCUGCAUCAUCUUCAUGGACGAGAUCGACGCUAUCGGCGGCCGCCGGUUCAGCGAAGGAACCUCUGCCGAUCGCGAGAUCCAGCGGACAUUGAUGGAGUUGCUCAACCAGAUGGACGGAUUCGAUUAUCUCGGCAAGACGAAGGUGAUUAUGGCCACCAACCGCCCCGACACACUUGAUCCGGCGCUGCUUCGCGCGGGUCGUUUGGACCGAAAGAUUGAGAUUCCGCUGCCGAACGAGGUCGGUCGACUUGAGGUGUUUAAGAUCCAUGCGGCGGGCGUGCAGAAGCAGGGCGAUAUGGAUUACGAAGCGCUCGUGAAGAUGAGCGAUGGGUUUAACGGUGCCGAUAUCAGGAACGUGGUGACUGAGUCUGGGUUUUUCGCCAUCCGAGACGAUCGCGAUUAUAUCGUGCAGGACGAUCUGAUGAAGGCGGUGAGGAAGGUUGCGGAGGCCAAGAAGUUGGAAGGAAAGCUGGAUUACGAGAAGCUGUGAUUGAUGUACAUUUAUAGAUCUACAGAUUUUCGAUUGUAUGAUCAAAUCAUAAAUUUUAAACUACUCAGCAUACACAG
Molecule: messenger RNA, 1539 nt
Organism: Myxozyma melibiosi
Lineage: Eukaryota; Fungi; Ascomycota; Lipomycetes; Lipomycetales; Lipomycetaceae
Product: P-loop containing nucleoside triphosphate hydrolase protein
Exons: 4
Coding region: 218-1462 (414 amino acids)
Biological process (GO): positive regulation of RNA polymerase II transcription preinitiation complex assembly
Cellular component (GO): proteasome regulatory particle, base subcomplex; cytosolic proteasome complex
Molecular function (GO): ATP binding; proteasome-activating activity; ATP hydrolysis activity
Source: RefSeq, a predicted model, not a curated record